AUGGAGCCCUCCUCGCCCUCCCGUCCGCCCAAGGACAUCGAAACGGCCUACACCAGGCCACUGGAGCCGGAGUCACCGGCCAAUUUUGUCACUGGAAAGGCUGGCAAGAGGCAGAGGAAGACUGUCACAAUGCCUCCCCCAGUCCUCAAAGGAGCCAGCGACAGCAUCCCCACGGCCACCUCUCGGCUGCAGAAGCAGUUUGAGGAGGCUCAGCAGCAACAGAACCUGCAGCAGAAGGCUCUCAUCAGAUUGGCAAAGACUCUGGACAGCUGGGUUGAGGAGGAGAAGCACAAAGACAGCUGCGAGGGAGCCGACUACCUGGGCGGGUGUUGCUCAGAGGGGGAAAACUCUGCCCUCCCUGGGGUUGCCCCUGCCAAGACUGCGGCUUCCUCGGCAGGCAGGGCUAGUGGGGCUAGCCUGCAGCCCAAAAGCGCCAGUCAGCCAGGGGGCCCCACAGGGGGCACAAAACCGCAGGAGGACCCACGAGUCCUCGUCACCCUCCAGCCAGAGAUGUGCGGCAGGCAAUCGUUGCAAACAUUCAGGGGGUGGUGGAUGUGGCCAAUGUGCCGAAGGUGGAGCCCACCAGGACAGGCAGUGGCUACUCUCUGUGAAGUCCUUGGCGCCACGGAGAUCCGGCUACCAGAGCGGUGGUACAAUUAUGCUGUCCCAGGGGUCCCAGAAUCUGUCCAGGACUGGGAAGGGGCAAGAAUCCCCACAGACAAGAUGAUUGAGGGAGAGGUUCUGGCUCAGGCAAAGGUAAAGCCAGUGAGCUGUCGACCCUCGCGUCAUGGGGUGAACCCCAAGACAGGGAAGAUUACAUGGAUUGUCUCCUUCCUUGCCCCGGUAAAAGGCUUCUCACUCUUCAAUGCCAGUGAGAGGGCCAGGCUGAUUGAGAAAAGGCCUUUGGCAGUGAGACAUAACCCAGGAUGCCAGGGGUUCUGCCACCCACCAAAGUGUGCGCGACUGGCAAGAUGCUCCAACUGCAGUGAGCCCACAAGCCAGCAUGAGGGGCCAACAGGCGCGGAGUGCAAGAGAGCGCCAAGAUGUGCCAACUGCUGCCAACCCUACCCAGCUGGGCAUCAGCACUGCCCUGCCGCACCCAGGCGCGUGAAUGGCACCCUCAGGCGCCUGACUCAAAAAGAGCUAGCAGCUGUUCGCCGCCUUGGCGACAGGUGCCACAGGGAUGCUCAGGAGCGGCAACCGCCGCCAGCACAGCCAGCACCAAUGGUCGCAGUGGUGGUGCCUACACCAACCGCUCAGUCAACCCAGUCAACACAGCCCGCUGGGCUAGCACCCCGCAAGCGGGCAGCGACUCAGAGUUCCAUCAGUGAGGAGGGUGCCACCUGGCAGAUGGCCCGCACCAGGCGACGCUCAGCUCGCACAGCAGUGCGGCAGCACAGCCAAGCAGCUAAAGAACAGUCUGACUCCAGCAUGCAGAUGGCAGGUCUGGAGGUCUUCAACCUCAUCCCGCAGGUGGACUUCGGCAGCAGCUCACCAAGUGACUCCUCAUGCUAG
This is a messenger RNA of Histoplasma mississippiense, 1515 nucleotides long. RefSeq lists its product with no specific name. Bases 1 to 1515 code for a protein of 504 amino acids. The record is from RefSeq and is a predicted model, not a curated record. The transcript has 3 exons. NCBI's taxonomy places the organism in Eukaryota, Fungi, Ascomycota, Eurotiomycetes, Onygenales, Ajellomycetaceae.